Molecule: messenger RNA, 2373 nt
Organism: Tachysurus fulvidraco (yellow catfish)
Lineage: Eukaryota; Metazoa; Chordata; Actinopteri; Siluriformes; Bagridae
Product: interleukin-4 receptor subunit alpha-like
Exons: 11
Coding region: 83-1318 (411 amino acids)
Biological process (GO): cytokine-mediated signaling pathway; production of molecular mediator involved in inflammatory response; immunoglobulin mediated immune response
Cellular component (GO): external side of plasma membrane; membrane
Molecular function (GO): cytokine receptor activity; protein binding
Source: RefSeq, a predicted model, not a curated record
UUCAGUGCCAUCAACGCGAUGGAAAGUAAACACGGUUAAAACAGAAAACGUGUUAUGUGGACGAAGAAAACCGACAGAUGAGAUGAGAGGAAUAACCUGGAAAUCAUUUUACGCACCGCCUAUUAGGGUGGGUGCCAUAAUCCUCAUCCUGCAGCUAUGCCUUGUGAUCGAUUUUAACUUUACUGAAUCUUCUGGAGACUAUACAAGUGCAGAGCCUAAGAUGGAUAUGGAGUGCCUUAAUGAUUACAUAACAGAUAUGAUGUGUAGUUUGACUUCAGACCAACAGCUCAUCUGCCCCGAGUACAAUGUGUCUCUAUUUAACGCAAGAACACUUCAAAGAUUUACUUGUGAUUUAAAGCAACGUAUUUCCAGCUCAUGUGAAUGCACAGUGCAUGUGGACUCUGGCUUUGUUUUGGGAGAGGAAUACACGUUUAAGGUGUUGAGAAACAAAAGCCUACUGUUCACUACAAACUUCGGUACUACAGAAAACAUUAAACCUAAAAAACCUGUCAUAAGGACAGUCAAGGAAACAAAGAAUGGAAACUUUGUCAUUGCUUGGGACACGGCUUAUAAUGACUCUGAUGACCUGAUUGCGGAGCUCACUUACUACAUCGAAGGAAGCAAAGGGACGAGAAAAAAUGUGAUCGUACCAACAAAAGGCCAGUUUAAGUACGAGCUUGUAGGCAGAAACCUUGAGUCAAAUUCCAACUAUAUUGUGAUGGCAAGAAUAAAAUCAAUCUUCAAUGACAGAUUCAGCGACUACAGUGUUCCAUAUAGGUUUUCUACACCCUCAUAUCUAAAGGACUAUGUCAAGAUAAUAAUUCCCCUCAUAUGUAUAACUCUGAUCAUCAGCAUUUUUAUCACCUACUAUUUAUGCAACAAAAUCCUGAUUGUUUGGUGGUUCAAGAUUCCUACACCAAAAAUAGCUACUAGUUUUGUAAAACAGGUCCCAAACUUGCUGUCAUUUCAAAACGACUUCUCACCUGACAAUCCCGACGCUUCAAAGCUGCUCCACUCCGGAGAUAAGAUCUGGCCUGCGUCUUCUCCGGUAGACGUCCGAGGUGAAAAUAACAGCCUCAACAGCUUCGGUAGAGACGGAGAUUCGUCAGGAGUGAGUUACAGCCAAGAGAUUCAUAACCCCACCAAUGGACACUGUAUCUAUGACUUGAAUCAGCAUGAGAGCAUUUUUCCUUCUCUGGAGAAGAACUUGGACCCAGUGAUCCAGACAGAUUUGGAGUAUGGCCCGUGUACCCCGUGUACCGGAAGCUCAGGGUCUGAAAACGUCACACCCUCCAGCAGCGAGAUUAUCGUGGUUUAAUGGAUAUCAGAGCCUUAAUAACAUUCUGGAUUGUGCAUCAAAACCUCAAUCGUUUAUCAGCCCUCAUAAUGACGUUUAUCUGAUCACGGAAAAGAUCCUCUGCAGCAAGAACGCACACAACAUUUCCUAUGAAAGCCCCAUCAUCCCAGUGGAGAACGAAUAUAGAGUUUUCCGUAUCUUACUCCAAAAUUCAAAUGAACAACAUAGCCUGGUCACUGGCCCUGAAUUAAAACAGCUUUGUGGCCUGGAUUUGCAUACAUCUCCAGGUAUUGAAAUCGACUGUUCAUAUCACAGGGUAUGAAUUCACAGCUCAGAAACAGAAUUUCUCUAAACGUAUUUGCAGGCCAGACCUUUUCAUGCAGCUUAGCAGCGAGAUCAGGCUUAAAAUAUAUAAACAAUAAAGUGUGUAUUUGUGCUACACAUUUGUGCACAGCUUGUUAAACACAGCAGCAUCGUUAUCCAGAUGUUGCCUGAGAUCCGAUGUUUAAACUCCAUGAAAUCCGAAACUUGAGAGUUCAGGGUGUUUUCGACUGACGUGGUGUGUACAGAUUUUGAAAUCAUAGAACCUUUUUGAUUGUAUUAAAUGCCGUUAUGCCUCCAAAACCCAGAAAUGCGGACAGCCAGACGGCAUUGAGAGCGCGGCCUAACGCAGGGGCUACAUCCCCGGGCCCAGCGUGAUCCUGUCAGACCGCCGCCUCAUGGCGUUACCGUCGCUAGCACCAUCAUAGCUUUGAGUGUAGCCUCUGCGAACUUUAAAGCCGAACUUCUUGUUGCUCUCCGAGAAGAGAUGGUAGGCAUUUUCAAGUCUGAGUUACAGAUGGCUAUAACUGAAAACUUAUCCCAAAUGAAGUCAGAAUUGCAAAGUGUGAAAAGGGAGCUGACGGCUAAUCUAGCCGCUACAAAAUCUGAUGUGGGUGAGCUAAGGGGGACUGUGAUUGCAAUGGAGGAAUCGCUGUCAACUUGCACAGACGACAUGGCGUACCUCAAGAGUAAAGUGGAGAGCCUGUCUAAUAAAGUUCUGGCUCUUGAGAAUAAAUGUGAAGAUCUAGAAGGUA